Molecule: messenger RNA, 1250 nt
Organism: Dermatophagoides pteronyssinus (European house dust mite)
Lineage: Eukaryota; Metazoa; Arthropoda; Arachnida; Sarcoptiformes; Pyroglyphidae
Source: RefSeq, a predicted model, not a curated record
CAAAUAGAAUAUUUUCAGUUUGAAAUGAAUUUGCUUCAAGUUUGCAUCAUUAAUCCGAAGAAAACGGAGAAAUAUCAUCAAAUCAAAUCAUGGAAAUGUCAAAAAUCGUUUUGAUUAUUCAAUUUACAUUUGCAUUAACUUGUUUAUUAAUACAAUUCUACGCUAUUUGUUCAGCACGAUGGGCAUCAUUCGAAUCACGUAUCGAACUUGGCUUGAUUGAAGAACAUGGUCAUUACGGUCUAUGGUCAAUGUGUACAUAUCGUAAAUUAAUUCCAGCACAAGUUGAUGAUGAUGGCCGAAUCAUUAUUGAUUCAGAUUGUGAUUCGAUGGACACUUUUUUUACUCCUGAUCAUCCAAAAGUUUUCAUUUCGUUUUUUGUCAUCUGCCAUGCAUUGGCAUUAAUUAUUUUUUGUUCGAUGAUUUUAUUUCGUUUAAUUGAAUUGUAUCAUGAUAGUUGGAAUACAAAUUCUGAUGAUCUUGAAAUGAAUACAACAAAAAUGAAAAGAUUUUUCAUUAUCGCCAGUCGUUUGAUGGCCAAUCGUAUUCAAACGCGAAAUGAUGAAGAAUAUUAUGUACAAACACAAAUUCGUAAUAAACUUUAUGCCAUCAGUGUAGCAGUAUUAUCAACAAUGUUAGCUUUGGCUGGAGCAUUAACGCCACAACAAUCAUUAAGAGAUACCGAUUUGCUAAGAAAUAUGGCACAGGUGAAUUAUCGAGUAUGGCGUGGACCAGGAUUCUGGGCUCAGAUGACCACAAUGAUCAUGGAUAUGCUAAUCACAACAUUGAUUGUAAUUGAAGUUCGAGUUGUAUUUGUACAAUUUCAUCUUCAAUCAGCCAUUAUAACAAUCGAACCAAACACUAUUGAUAAUGAUGAGACAACUGCUGAUGAUAAUGAUGAUGAAAUUGUGACAGUCAUUAAUCAUCAAUCCAUAGAUGAUAAUUUUAUAGUUAAUCCAUUUUUUUCAAACUAUCAUUCAAACGAUAGUCGAUUAAUGAAUGUUACUCUAACACAUAAAUCAAAAAAUUCUAUUGAAAUGACAAUACCGAAAAUGGUAUCAACGCCAACGCAAGCAUCUAUGAAUCAACAAUCAACAAUAGAUGGGCAAUAUAUCAAUUCAGAACAGGUUCGUCAUAUGAAAAACCAAAGAAUUCAACAACAACAACAACAAAUAGAAAACUUGAACAAAGAAACUGCUUAUUGUAAUCCAAUGUACAAAGACGAUUAAUGAUGUUAGCUAUAUUUGUUUAGA